AUGCCAUCUAACUACGUUAUCCUCGGCGCAGGCGUCAUAGGCCUAACCACCGCCCUCGAACUCCGCUCCCGCUACCCCCACUCCACCAUCACCAUCGUCGCGAGAUUCCUCCCCGGCGACCGCGAUGCCACCUACACCUCUCCCUGGGCAGNNGGAGCAAACUGGCUCUCCGUCGCCACCGACAACGGGCGCCAAGAAUCCUGGGACCGUGUUACAUAUCUGAAGUUCAAAGAGCUUGCUGCUAGGUUUGUUGAGGUGGGUGUCUAUGAUAUGCCUAUCACUGCCAUUUACGAUUCUGUGAUUGAGGAUGCGGGCGUGUUGAGUACGGGCACGGGAAAGAUCUGGUAUGAGGAUUUGGUGGGGGGUGUGAGGAUGCUUGAGAGAGAUGAAUUGCCAGAGGGAGCAAAGUUUGGAUGUGAUCUUAAGACUUUUGUUGUGGAUACACAGGUAUAUCUUCCUUGCAUCGCAGAAACUUAUAACGGAAUUCCAAAAGGUNUACAAGGGGAAGUGAAACGUCAAGGCAUCGAGAUCAGAAGAGGCAUGUUUGACUCUAUUGACGAGUUGUUCACCGCCUUCUCAUCCGCGACUGCGUACUUCAACUGCACAGGCUUGGGUGCCUACUCAUUGAAGGGCGUAGAAGACAAGAGCGUCUAUCCGACAAGAGUAUGUGCAUACGCCUCUGACUCAACACAAGGAACACAAAACUCAUCAGGGAACAGGNGCCAAAUCAUGCUCGUCGAAAGCCCAAAAACUCCCAUGACGAGGAUGUACUUCCGCUCACCGCAAAGAGUAAACAAAGAUACUACCUACGUCUUCCCACGUGGUCCCCACAAUGGCGUCGUGCUAGGCGGAGUUCGUCUUGACAACGACUGGAGCGGAGAUGUUGAUCUUGAAUUUGCUGAGGACAUCAAGAGACGCUGCUGCGCUCUAGCUCCUGAACUGGGCAAGCCGGAAGACCUCAAAGUGAUUUAUCAUGGUGUUGGUCUGAGACGUAAGUUUGCUGCCUUCCAAUAUGGUUGGUGUACAAAGCUGACAGAAUGCAACANNGCAAGCAGAAAGGGCGGUGCCAGACUGGAGAGAGAAAAGUUUGGCGAGAAUUUGGUCAUUCACAACUACGGUGCUGGUGGUGCAGGAUACCAAGCUUCA
Aureobasidium musti is the source of this 1146-nucleotide messenger RNA. NCBI's taxonomy places the organism in Eukaryota, Fungi, Ascomycota, Dothideomycetes, Dothideales, Saccotheciaceae. The record is from the annotation of a GenBank genome assembly.